Molecule: messenger RNA, 1109 nt
Organism: Notothenia coriiceps (black rockcod)
Lineage: Eukaryota; Metazoa; Chordata; Actinopteri; Perciformes; Nototheniidae
Gene: zw10
Product: zw10 kinetochore protein
Exons: 8
Coding region: 72-1109 (345 amino acids)
Biological process (GO): mitotic spindle assembly checkpoint signaling; mitotic cell cycle; endoplasmic reticulum to Golgi vesicle-mediated transport
Cellular component (GO): nucleus; chromosome, centromeric region; RZZ complex
Source: RefSeq, a predicted model, not a curated record
GGGUCCUGGGGUUGUUGUGCUCACCUGUCACACUUUUGUAAAACAUUAUAACGGCACUAUAAAGAUAAACCAUGGCGUCGUUUGUGACCGAAGUGCUCGCCAGCUCCGGCAAACUGGAGAAAGAGGACCUGUCCUGUAAAAUAAGCAAACUGUCGCGCAAGGUGGAAGAUACGAAGGAAGAAGUAUGUGAAAUGAUAAACAAGAAGUAUAAUGACUUCCUGCCGAGUCUUCAAGGAUCUGAGGAGCUAAUGCUAGAGGUCGAUGAGGUCUCCAAAGAAAUGGAUGUCCUUAAAAACUGCAUUGAGACGGAGGUGAAGCAGAAUAUCCACGUGGCUGUGGCUGAGUAUACAAAGCUAAAGCAGCAGCUGGAGAAAAACACUGUCAUCAUAACAAUGCUUGGACACCUAAAAGAGUUUCACAGUGCAAUGGAGGAGUCCAACAAAGCUUCACAGGAUAAGAAGUAUGUUGUUGCAGCCAACCAGCUACAAAGGGCAAAAGCCACAGUGGAUUCCCUGAAGGGCUGGAAGACUUCCCAUCUGCCUCUGCUCAGCGCUCUCAGCUCCGAGUUGACGGUGCAGAGAGAAAACUUAAUCUACCACCUGGGAGAUGAAUGGAAGCGCCUCGUCAUCUGGAGACUACCGUCCUCAAAGGAGCCUGCAGAUCUGAAGUCCUUCUUGAAAGUGGAGCUGAACCUGAGCCACUCGUGCAGUAAAGAUGAAGAGCCCGGACCUCCUGCUGUGCUGUGCUCCGUCCUGCAGGCUCUGGCCAUCCAGGGAGACCUGCAGCACAAGAUCAAACUGUUCAGUCAGGUGCUGUUGAAGAACAUGCUCAAGCCGCUGGUGAUGUUCCCCUCCCUGUCGGUGCGGGUGACGGAGCAGCAGGAGAAGGGAACCGUCCUGGCUCUGCAGAGUCUGGAGGAGAGUCAGGAGGAGAGGUCCACUCCUUCACAAGUCUACAGCAAACUGCUGCUGGUGCUCACCACGCUGCACUCACACCUGCUCGGGCUUUUUGGAGUAGAUCACAUCAUGACCUACUACAAAAACCUAGGGGUACGCAAAGAUGAUUUCAGUCUAGCAAGGGUAACAUCAGCAGAGGAGUACCUCUGCUGA